Molecule: messenger RNA, 3202 nt
Organism: Gastrolobium bilobum
Lineage: Eukaryota; Viridiplantae; Streptophyta; Magnoliopsida; Fabales; Fabaceae
Exons: 19
Coding region: 264-2822 (852 amino acids)
Molecular function (GO): protein phosphatase regulator activity; protein phosphatase binding
Source: RefSeq, a predicted model, not a curated record
GUAUCACUAGAGCGCCCUUCUCCUUCAAUUUUCAAUCACCGUAGCUACCACCACAUACGAUUACUCUCUCUCUCUCUCUGUUUGAUAUUCACGUCCUCGCAUCUUUUCGAUCUUUCUCCCUCGAAAUUAGGGUUUACGGCUUCCUAUUUCAACCUCUCCGAUGCGAUGUUCCCCGGCUAACUCCGCCUACAAUCGCCGCCGGUUAACGGAUCCAACCACGUCCUCCUUCUACCCUUUCUCACUCUUCCAUAUUCUUUUUCAGCAUGUUUUGGAAACUCCCCUCUAUCUCUGCCUCCUCUCCUGUGGAGGCACUAUUGGACAAGGAGAACUUCACUUUGGAAGAGCUUCUGGAUGAAGAGGAAAUAAUACAAGAAUGCAAGGCUUUAAAUAGCCGUCUCAUCAACUUUCUCAGAGAUAGAGCUCAGGUUGAGCAAUUGCUAUGCUACAUUAUCGAAGAACCACCGGAAGAUGCUGAAAACAAACGGCUCUUCAAGUUUCCAUUCAUUGCCUGUGAGAUCUUUACAUGUGAAAUUGAUGUCAUUUUGAAGACCUUGGUGGAUGAAGAAGAGCUCAUGAACUUAUUAUUCUCCUUCUUGGAGCCCGAUCGUUCUCAUAGUACCUUACUGGCUGGUUACUUUAGCAAGGUUGUUAUUUGUCUAAUGAUUCGAAAGACAGUGCCACUUAUGAAUUAUGUUCAAACCCAUCAGCAUGUUUUUCGCCAACUGGUUGAUUUAAUAGGAAUUACAUCCAUUAUGGAGGUUUUGGUUCGAUUAGUAGGUGCUGAUGACCAUGCAUAUCCCAAUUUUAUAGAUGUGAUGCAAUGGUUGGCUGAGAGCAACCUGCUAGAGAUGAUUGUUGAUAAACUAAGCCCAUCUAGUCCUCCUGAAGUUCAUGCCAAUGUAGCUGAAACAUUAUGUGCAAUAACUCGAAUUGCAUCAUCUACUCUGGCAAUUAAACUUUCAAGUCCAAGUUUUGUUGCAAAAAUUUUAGGUUAUGCAUUGGAAGAUUCACAAUCAAAGUCUAGCCUUGUCAACUCACUUUCAGUGUGUAUUUCUUUGUUGGAUCCCAAAAAAUCAGCUGUUUCAUCUUCACUUUUUCUCUCAUUCCGAAGUCAAAACAUGUAUGAGCCACAAAUUCCUGUAAACCCAGAUACUGUUGGUGCAAUGCUCCCUAAACUUGGUGAAUUGCUUGUGCUUUUGGAUGUGUCAUCCGAUGAAAAGGUAUUGCCUACAACAUAUGGUGAAUUGAAACCUCCACUUGGCAAGCAUCGAUUAAAGAUUGUGGAAUUCAUUGCAGUACUUUUAAAAACUGGAAAUGAAGUGGCGGAAAAAGAAUUGGUCAACUCUGGGACCAUCCGACGCGUCAUCGAUCUUUUCUUUGAGUAUCCAUACAAUAACUCAUUACACCAUCACAUAGAAAGUAUCAUAUUGUCAUGUUUGGAGAGCAAAAUAGACGCCAUUGUUGAUCAUCUUCUUCGAGAGUGUGAUUUAGUUGGAAGGUUUCUCGAAGCAGAUAAACAUUGUAUUCUUUCUGCUGAAAGCAAUCAGCGAACAGUCCCUGCUGCUGGAAACCUGGCAACACGGGUAGGAAACAUUGGACAUAUUACUCGAAUAGCUAAUAAACUUGUUCACUUGGCACACAACCGAAGCAACAUUCUAGCAUGUCUUCAGGAGAACAGUAAAUGGAAUGAGUGGCAAGCUACAGUUCUUCAGGAGCGUAAUGUGGUUGAGAAUGUUCACCGUUGGGCUUGUGGACGUCCAACUGCAUUACAAGAUAGGAUGAGGGAUAGUGAUGAUGAUGACCUUCAUGACAGAGACUAUGAUGUUGCAGCUUUAGCAAAUAAUUUGAGCCAGGCAUUUAUAUACAAAAUUUAUGGAAAGGAGGAUAAUGAAGAGGAACGUGGUGGUCAUGAUCGAGAUGAUGAGGAUACCUACUUCGACGAUGAUUCUGCUGAAGUAGUCAUAUCGUCCCUAAGACUUGGUGAUGAUCAAGGGAGUAAUCUGUUUACAAACUCCAACUGGUUUGCAUUCCAAGAUGACAGAAAUGUUGACGCUCCUGGGUCCACAUCAUCCUCUGAGAUGAUGGAUGAAAUAAACUUGAAUGGAGCUGCAAAUGGUGGUAGCAACAGUAGUGACGAUGAGGUAGUGGUUGAUGAGGAUGAAGAAUUGGCUGACAGCAAAAAUACCACGAAUGGUACUUCUAGCUCAAGCUCAAGCUUAUUUAGCGGAUUAACUCCUUGUGAUUCCGUGGAUGAGGGUGUUUUAAACUUUGAAAAUGAGAAGGCAAGGGCUUCGCAUGAUAUGGGAUUCUUCAGGUUUGAGGCAUCGGACAAUCAGGACUUGUUUAGAGAUAGGCAUUUACCUGAUUGGGUAGGAUGGGGUGAACCAUCAGAUAUGCAAGUUGCCAGCUCAAGCAUGAACCCCUUUGUGGAUCACGAUGAGUCUGGAAAUAAUAUGUCGAGAAAGCCUGAAGUAGGCAGCCCUCGUCUGAGUUCUUCAAAUGGGGAAUCUGUACCUUCAAAUGGGUCACCAACCAAUAGAGAUUCAAUCAACGGCGGUGGUGACUCGAGUCAGAGAUCCGUAGCAGUACCCUCACUCUUUGAAGAGGAUGUUGAAUUUGUAGGUGUAGAAUUAGAAGGUGCUGAGAAGGCAAUGGAUCAGGCUCUCAACGAAGGGAUAGUUGGGGAAGCGGGACCAUUGAAAAAAAACAUAGUCUCGGAAGUGCCGGAAAAGGAAAAUUCUGAAGAGGGCAGCCCUGGAAUGAAGGAGUUCAAUGAUGCAAAUUACUGGAGGGUUGAUCAAGAGGUUGCUGUUCGGGAGUGAUGAACACGGUGAUAAAUCUUGGUUUCAUUGUUUGUAUGAAAAAUUGGGCUAACACCAGUGGACCUUAUUCUCGGUUCGCAAGGUUAUGCAACAAAUUAGUGUACAGUAUAUUUUUGUUUCAAUUUCUUUCUUUUUCUGUUGUUUCUGCUCAUUAGAUAUUUAGCUUGUUUAUUAAUUCGAAGUUUUGCCCCUUCCUAAAAGUGAUAUAAAGCAAUUCUGACAUUUAUUGAACAUUUAUUCUGGUCUUCAUGUUGAUUUUUAUUUGCAUUCGUUAUUAAUGCGGCUGCCCAUUAAUAAGUUAGCCAGAGUGUAAUUUUCUACAUCAGCGAGGAUUAAACGCUUCAUGUUGGUGAAUCUUUGUAUCGUCUGUACAUAACGAG